Molecule: messenger RNA, 346 nt
Organism: Selaginella moellendorffii
Lineage: Eukaryota; Viridiplantae; Streptophyta; Lycopodiopsida; Selaginellales; Selaginellaceae
Product: probable indole-3-acetic acid-amido synthetase GH3.1
Exons: 1
Coding region: 44-316 (90 amino acids)
Cellular component (GO): cytoplasm
Molecular function (GO): acid-amino acid ligase activity
Source: RefSeq, a predicted model, not a curated record
AAGUUUCUGCACUCCUACCUCUGUUGUGAAUCCACCAACAACAAUGGAUCCAGCUUUGUCCCGGGACGAUAUAGAGUCCAAGACCAAGGAUGCUGCAGCUGUGCAAGCGAACUUGCUUAGUCAGAUGAUGGAGCUCAACGGCGAGACCGAGUACCUGCGAAGGUAUGGAGGCCGCUUCGACAGCCUUCUCAUCAUCGAAUACCACGACGUUGCAGACGACAUCCAGCGCAUUGCCAAUGGCGACACUUCUCCCAUUCUUACUGCCGAGCCAGUCGUCCGUUUCUUCACGAGGUACGCUGCGACAACGUUCUUGUGAUGAGUCCAAUCUCGUGCUUUUUUCCACGAA